AUGGCCAUCUCGUUUGCUGCUGCUCGCUGGCGGCCUGUGGCUCUGCCGAGCAGUUUUGCUGCUGAGGGUUUUCUGGGGCUUGAAGAACUGGUGGAGGAAAAGGAGACAAAAAAUGAGACAGCAGCAGCAGCAAAAAGAAAAAGAAAAAGGAAGCAGCAGCAGCAGCAGCAGCAGCAGCAGCAGCAGCAGCAGCAGGGGGGGGCGGAGGAUGGCGAGGCCCCACAGCCCGAAAAAAGAAAAAAGAAAAAGCGAAAGACGCAGCAGCAGCAGCAGCAGCAGCAGCUGACUGAGACGUCUGCAGCCACGGAACCCAGCAGCAGCAGCAGCAGUAGCGGCAGCAGCAGCAGCAGCAGCGACAGCAGCAGCAGCAGCAAUGCUUUGCAGCGACUGGGCCCCGAGUUUCAGGGCCCCACGGCGGCUCAAGCAGCAUCAGCAGCAGCAGCAGCAGCAGCAGCAGGGGGGAACCCAGGAGCAGCAGCAGCAGCAGCAGCAGCAGCAGCAUUUGAGUGCAUGUAUGGCAGCUACGAACUCGUGGAAACCCUAGAUGAGGGUUUGCACGAGUGGAAGCAGCACUUAGGAGGAGACAUUUGUUUGCUGCACCCUGCUGUUUCGCGAGUGCUGCUGCAGCAGCAGCUGCUGCGGCCCACGCCGGUGCAGCAGCAGCUGCUGCUGCCAGCAGCAAGAGACAGAAAAGAUUGUGUUGCUGCUGCUCAAACUGGCUCCGGCAAAACCCUAGCUUUCGCGCUGCCCAUAGCUAGCUGCUUGGCUAGCCAGCUAGCCAGGCGGCUGGAGAAGUGGCAGGAGCGGCAGCAGCAGCAGCAGCAGCAGCAGCAGCAGCAGCAGCAACAGCAGGAGAUCAGCGAGGAGGAGCUGGAGCAAAAGAGGCAGCAGUUCCUGCUGCAGCAGCUGCAGCAGCCAGGACCUGCAGCACUCAUCUUGGAGCCCACCAGAGAGCUCGCCCUGCAGGUGCUGGAGGUGCUGCAGCAGCUGUGCGCGUACACGCCCAUUCGUGCUGCUGCUGUUGUUGGGGGUUUAUCUCCUGAGAAGCAGCUAAGGGUUUUGGGCAGCAGCAAACCCUUGCUGCUGGUGGCAACUCCUGGGCGUUUGUUGGCGCUGCAGCAGCAGCAGCCAGCAGCAGCAGACGCUGCUGCUGCUGCUGCUGCUGCUGCUGCGCUUGGGGGCCCCGUCGGCACGGAGGGGGCGGAGGAGCAGCAGCAGCAGCUGCAGCAGCAGCUGCAGCAGCGUCUGCUGCUGCUGCUGCAGCAGCAGCAAAGCAAAAGAGACAGAGUUGCUGCUGAGGGCCUCGCUUUCGCCCAAAACUUCUCGCUGCUGCAGUUCCUUGUCCUAGACGAAGCAGACAGGCUGCUGCUGCAGCAGCAGCAGCAGCAGCAGCGGGGCAGGAAAAAAAGUAAGAAGAAGCAGCAACGGGGACAAAAGCUGCUGCCGCCGACGGAGACAGAAGAGCUGCUGAAGCUGGUCUACGCGCAGCUAGACGCAGCGCCGCCCAAAGGCAGCAGCAGCAGCAGCAGCAGCAGCAAGAAGAAGAAAAGGCAGCAGCAGCAGCAAGGCGCGCCGCAGCAGCUGCGCGGACGAGCAGCAAACCUGCAGACUUUUGUGCUGUCCGCAACGCUGGUGCUCGCGCUGCAGCGGAAGCAGCAGGGGCUGCAGCUCAGCUGCAGCAGCAGCAGCAGCAACAGCAGCAGCAGCGGCGGGCGGAAGGAAGAAGGAGGUGCUGCUGCUGCUGCUACGCUGCUGCAGCACGUAAGGAUACGGCCGAAGCAUUUGGUAGCAGUGCGCAUCACUGACGAGGAACAGCAGCAGCAUGUGUGGCAGCAGCAGCAGCAGCAGCAGCAGCAGCAAAACUCUGGAGAGACUCAGCUGCAGCAGCCCAGCAGCAAGCUGCCGCCGACUCUCCGCCUCAGCGUCUGGAAGUGCACCGCAGAAAGUGAAAUG
Messenger RNA from Eimeria tenella, 1953 nucleotides. RefSeq lists its product as uncharacterized. The annotation marks the transcript as partial. The record is from RefSeq and is a predicted model, not a curated record. Lineage: Eukaryota; Apicomplexa; Conoidasida; Eucoccidiorida; Eimeriidae. Gene Ontology annotation, biological process: regulation of DNA-templated transcription. The transcript has 2 exons. Gene Ontology annotation, molecular function: nucleic acid binding; ATP binding; DNA-binding transcription factor activity.